Molecule: messenger RNA, 1501 nt
Organism: Thermothelomyces thermophilus ATCC 42464
Lineage: Eukaryota; Fungi; Ascomycota; Sordariomycetes; Sordariales; Chaetomiaceae
Exons: 3
Coding region: 127-1332 (401 amino acids)
Cellular component (GO): endoplasmic reticulum
Source: RefSeq, a predicted model, not a curated record
CAACUAACGUGCAACCGAGAAUCAACCUCCCCAAUCGCCCAUCGCGGUGUUCAACAGACACCCGAACACUCGCGGACCUAUACGUCCUCUUGUUGCAUCACACAACCAGGUCCUGGCUCUUCCAUUAUGCGGUUCUCCGCCGGCCUAACAGCGGCCGCCCUUUCUGGGUUGGCUGCCGCCGCGAGCCAGCAGAGCGCAGACGUCUACAUGUUCCCUUCAUCAUCACGAGCUUCGGCCGAAACACCCAGCAUCCCUAAAGAAGUCGCCCGCCACAUCAUGCUUCAGAGGACAUCCCGGCAACGAUACGGCAGCGACCUGCGCGACAUCCCCAGCUCCAUCGACAUCGAGACGGCCGUUGAGCACCUCACCACGUUCGGCAAGAGCCCGCUGCCGUUGUUUACUCACGCCGACAAGGCGGAUGCCUCACAACUCGUCAUCAUUCUCGAGGGUGCAGCCGCAGACCAAUCCAGCCGGUUGAGGGAGAAGUUGGGGCACAAUGUCGCAUUUACCAUCUCCGAUCCGCCUUCGGCAACCGCCAACAACCAGUUGAUGGCGCACUUUCAGAAUAUGGGUGUUGCAUCACCCGAGCAGUGCGAACUGCCAUUGGUGAUCAAUCCGUUCGAGACGGACUGCUGGACCGGCCCGUCUUCGGUCGUCAAGUACGACCUACGAACUUCCCCCAAGACGUACGACUCAUUGCUCGAAAAUCUCUCCCGACUCGAGAAGUUCGUCGCCGACGGCGACCUCGAGGUCCUGCUCGUUCUCCUCCCCGAAUCCAGUCGCUCGUCCAAGCUCAGCCAGUGGGGCGGCGCCGCCGUGGCCGGAACGGGCGCGAGCCUCCAGAGGCGCCGCGGCACCGAGAUGGUCCUGACGGACCACGAUAUCCAAAAGAGCACCCCGGCCGCAAAUGGGAUGCCCACGGCAGGCUCCUCCUCCUCCUCCAGCGCCGCCCGCCGCCCGGGGGCCAUUCCGAAAUGCUUCUCCACGCUCGAGGGCUGCAUCAAGGACACCAACUCGUGCUCGGGCCACGGCGAGUGCGUGAACAAGUACGGCACCGCAAACGGUACCGACGAGUCGCACAGCUGCUUCGUGUGCGCGUGCAAGGCGACCGUCGUCAAGGCCCCCGACGGCCGCGAGUCCAGCGGGCGCAAGACGGUGCGCUGGGGCGGCGAUAUGUGCCAGAAGGAGGAUAUCAGCGUGCAGUUCUGGCUCAUUGCCGGCUUCACUAUAACCAUUGUCGGCGCUGUAACCUUCGCGAUCGGCUUGUUGUUCAACGUGGGCGAGGAGAAGCUGCCGGGCGUCAUCGGCGCUGGGGUGAGCAGGUCUAAGUAACGUAGCAGGGUAGCGGAGGGGCCGGUUCUGGAAUGGGGGACGAUGCAAGGGCUGCUUUUCUAUAUAUAUUGCCGGUUUCAAAGGGUGCGGCAGCGAUCCUGCCCCGCCCGCGAGGCUCCUACAGUGUAUCAUAUUCAUGGCGUCGGUAUGGCAGAUCAGCGGGUGAGAG